CGAGGAAUAAAUAUAGCCAUGUCAAUUGUUUCGCGGACGCUGCUCCGGACAACGCGCGGGCAAUUUUUCCCUAGAUAUGUCUGUCGGGAAUGUCGACAAUUCAGUACGACUGUGAAUUUGUGGUCCGGCCAUAACAAGUGGUCAACAAUCAAACAUGAUAAAGGGAAGAAUGACGCCAAGAAGAACAAACAGCGCACAAUUCUGGCCAAAGAAAUAGCUCACGCCUCAAGUUUAUUUGGUCCUGAUCCCAACACCAAUCCUCGUCUGGCUUUGGCGAUUGCGAAUGCGAAACGGGCGAGCUUUCCAAAAGCAGGAAUCGAAGCAGCAGUUGCACGAGGGCAGGGCAUAUCGAUUAAUGGAAACGCCCUCGAGAAUCUGACAUUGGAGGCCAUAUUUCCGCCAUCGAUUGCGCUCGUUAUCGAGUGCCAAACGGAUUCGAAAGCUAGAGCUCUCCAGGACCUUCGGCUGGUGGUCAAAGACCAUGGCGGCACCGUUACUCCAACGACUUACCUCUUCGAGAAGAAGGGGCGGGUGAUUUUCGAAAAGAAUGAUUCAAUCGAUUCAGACGCAAUCUUUGAUGAGGCUGUGGAAGCUGGCGCAACGGACGUCACCGAGGACUCCGAGGGAAGAAUAAUAGUCUUCACAGAGCCGAAUCAAACCAAGGUUAUUGGAGACUCUCUGGUAAAAGCAAAAGGCCUGCAGUUGGCCACUUCUGAGAUAAUAUGGGACCCGAACGAAGACACCAAAGUGGACAUACAAGAUGAAGACACCAUCAAAGCACUCGAGGCCUUCAUUGAUGAGGUCCAAGAGGUCGCCGGUGUGCAAGAAGUGUAUAUGAACAUGGCAUGAUGCAUUUUUCUUUCUUCGAAACCCAUAAAGAUAUAGAGCGGGGUUCUCAAUAAUGUACAAAGAAGUAGACUUGAAUAUACAAAUCUGCUUUCUCCUCCCGCACCAUUUGGGAUGUGAGAAGCGUAAAAAAUUCAGUAUUCCAGCAGUACCC
Messenger RNA from Xylona heveae TC161, 1000 nucleotides. RefSeq names its product DUF28 domain protein. The coding region runs from base 19 to 849 and encodes 276 amino acids. Gene Ontology annotation, cellular component: mitochondrion. The transcript is spliced from 3 exons. NCBI's taxonomy places the organism in Eukaryota, Fungi, Ascomycota, Xylonomycetes, Xylonales, Xylonaceae. The record is from RefSeq and is a predicted model, not a curated record.